This is a messenger RNA of Drosophila innubila, 1334 nucleotides long. Its product is annotated as S-methyl-5'-thioadenosine phosphorylase. The transcript has 3 exons. Gene Ontology annotation, cellular component: cytosol. Gene Ontology annotation, molecular function: S-methyl-5-thioadenosine phosphorylase activity. The coding region runs from base 111 to 980 and encodes 289 amino acids. Gene Ontology annotation, biological process: nucleoside metabolic process. The record is from RefSeq and is a predicted model, not a curated record. NCBI's taxonomy places the organism in Eukaryota, Metazoa, Arthropoda, Insecta, Diptera, Drosophilidae.
CAACAACAAGAACAACAACAACGACGCUAUCAGCGCGGAGACAGCGACAGUUCCUUAGCACGUUUUAACCCAGACGACGGCAUUUGGAUUCGAUAUUUGCAACCGACAAGAUGUUACACAUUAAAUGCAAAGAUACUAAUCUGGAUCCGAUUCCUGUCAAAAUUGGCAUCAUUGGAGGCUCUGGCCUGGAUGAUCCAGACAUUUUGGAGCAGCGGCAGGAGAAGGUGAUAGAUACUCCAUACGGCUCGCCCUCGGAUGCGCUGAUCGAAGGUGAAAUCGGCGGAGUUCAGUGCGUGCUCUUGGCACGUCAUGGCCGCAAACAUGAUAUAAUGCCAUCGAAUGUCAACUAUCGCGCCAACAUUUGGGCUCUUCGCCAGGUGGGCUGCACACACCUGAUUGUGUCCACAGCAUGCGGAUCUCUCAGAGAGUCUAUAAAGCCAGGAAAUCUGGUAGUGCCGCAUGACUUUAUAGAUCGCACCUCGAAGCGAAUGCAGACGUUCUACGAUGGCGCACACGCUGGUAUGAAUGGCGUCUGCCAUUUGCCCAUGUAUCCGGCCUUUUGUGAGCGAACGCGUAAGGUUCUCCUCGAUGCGGCCAAGGAGCUGGAGUAUGAAGCUCACGAGAAGGCCACCAUUGUGACGAUUGAGGGACCACGUUUCUCAUCCCGCUCCGAGAGCAACAUGUUCAGACAGUGGGGCGGCGAUCUAAUCAACAUGACAACUUGUCCAGAAGUUGUGCUGGCCAAGGAAGCUGGCUUACUCUAUGGCUCGGUUGCAAUUGCUACUGACUACGAUUGCUGGCGUAUGGGUUGCGAGGGAGUCAAUGUACAUGAUGUGCUCAAGACCUUUUCCGAGAAUGUUGUCAAGGUCAAGAAGAUUCUCGUAAAUGCCGUUGGACGCAUUGCCAAGGAGGACUGGUCCGAGGACAUUUUAAAUGCCAAGCAAUGUGUAUGCAACAAUACCAUGUCCGGUGCCAUGUGACGCUUUUUAAAGCUCUGCACCGAAAUUACCCGAGAUACAAUUAGGCGCCGCAAGUCACUAAUGACGUCAAAUGCUAAUUGCAAGCACUACAGGAAGCAUAUACCAAAACUUCACUCCAUAUCCAUUGCUUAUGAACUGGAACCAGCCAGUGUCUGCGAAGAAGCCACUGGAAAACCAAACAGGCAAAGUCCUACAGAUACUUAGAUACACUUAAACAUUUCGUCACUUCGAGUACUUUUAGCAAUAUACAAUAUAUAUUAAGCUUUUGACAUGUAUUUAGCAAUUUGGACAGAUUGCUGGGCCAAAAUUAAUUUCUCUCCUAUCGAAUCGAUGAAUAAAUAUUAUCAAAGUAAA